AAUAGAUGUGACGUCAGUGUAGGAAGUCAUUGUAGAGCAACACUAGAACGAUUGCAAGCAAAAAGAGAACGUGGUGUCGAGCAGUUAGCCCUCCGAGUCUCUCCACACUUUAACUUUGAGAGAAAGUUAAAUAACCUGAACAAAAGGACGUGGACUACACAGAAGCACUGCUUUUCAAAUUUUACAUUGAUUGUAAGGAAGUCUUGGAGAGUACAUCUUUCGGGCCGCUUGUGAACACUAAAAGGAUUUUCUUUUCCUGAAUACUUUGUUUAUUUAUUAUUUUUAUUACUAUUUAUGUUUUGUAGACUACACAAGGUUGGUAUUCGGUGUCUGCGUUCAUAAGUGCUAUACUGAUAUUUCUGAAAUGCAUGGAGAAGUUUAGCUUCUUAAAGUUUGUUAUGAAGGCUACAUAAUCACAUUUUUUCUUACUAUGGAAGGAUCCAGCGGGUCUAAUUUUGGAAUAGACACUAUUUUAUCAAACACAACCAAUUCGGGUAGCCCGGUUCUAAUGAACGGAGAUUUCCGUCUUGGUGACAGCAGGACCGCGGAUUUCAGGAGCCAGGCAACCCCAUCACCAUGCUCGGAGAUAGACACUGUGGGAACUGCCCCCUCGUCCCCCAUUUCGGUUACCAUGGAGCACGCCGAUCCGCAUCUGGUCCAAGACAGCCUUCAGCAUCACCACCAUCAUCACAAUCAACAGCAAAGUUUGCAGCUAUCACCUCAGCCACAACAGCUCGGAGCAGCCGGCUCUGCCCCGAGGACUGCCACCUCCUCUUUCUUAAUCAAAGACAUUCUGGGCGACAGCAAACCACUGGCAGCCUGCGCUCCGUACAGCACCAGCGUGCCAUCACCCCAUCACACCCCAAAACCAGAGAGCGCGACGGCAACGGACGGCUUCAGGCCAAAAUUAGAGCAAGAUGAAACUAGGAGCAAGUUGGACAAACGAGAUGACAUCCAGAGCGACAUGAAAUGUAACGGAACAAAAGAAGAGGGUGACAGAGAGAUCUCAAGCAGCAGAGACAGUCCUCCCGUUCGCUCUAAAAAACCUCGCAAAGCGCGGACGGCUUUUUCCGACCAUCAACUAAACCAACUGGAGCGGAGCUUCGAACGCCAGAAAUAUCUCAGUGUGCAGGAUCGUAUGGACUUGGCCGCUGCACUCAAUCUGACCGACACACAGGUGAAAACCUGGUAUCAAAAUCGACGGACGAAGUGGAAGAGGCAGACCGCUGUCGGAUUAGAGUUACUGGCUGAAGCUGGAAAUUAUUCCGCAUUACAAAGAAUGUUCCCAUCUCCAUAUUUUUAUCACCCGAGCUUGUUGGGCACCAUGGACAGCACGACAGCAGCCGCCGCAGCCGCCGCAAUGUACAGCAGUAUGUACCGGACUCCGUCGGCGCCACACCCCGGUCUCCAGAGGCCUCUGGUCCCGAGGGUUCUAAUCCACGGUCUUGGGCCAGGGGGGCAACCAGCAUUAAAUCCACUGGCUAACCCCAUUCCCGGCACGGCACAUCCUCGGUAAACAAACAAAACAGCAGCAACAUCUAAAGCCUAUUAAACACAUGAAAUGUGAGGAACUGUUCCGAACUAAAAAGACUUUUCAAAAGACAAGACAGAGACGAUUUUAUUGAAGAACAAAAAAGUGAUAUUUAAUAUGAACUAGUUCUAACAAAACAAUGAACUGUAAACGUUAGCCCCAAAAGAAAAAAAAGGGACUUCUUCAAAUGUUUGUUUUUAUUAUUACUAUUUUCUUUUGUACAAAUACACUUAUACUAACAAAUAAACUUAUAAAGUUUAUACGAUGGAAAGAAAGGGUCGAAUUGAAAGGAGUGACACAAAGUGCAUCUCAGAGACUUUUCUAUUUCAGAAAAACACGGCGACGAUGGCCUGGGAACUCCGCACUCUUUCUCAAGGUCUUUUUUAUUCUUGUCUUCUGAAGAGGCAUGCAGCGUUAAUAUAAAGUGUACUGAGUGAGAUAUUUAUUAUAUGUCGUCAGAGAGGUCCGCUUAUAAAACAUGCUGAUUUGUUUCCUUCAUUUGUUUAAAUUCGAUAAUUAGGUGAAACGAAUAAUUAAUUAAAAUUAGUUUUUAUUUUGUGCUUGGUUGACAUCAUGUUAUGAUGGGGUUCUCUAUCAAUGCCAUUCUGUAACAACAAUAAAAACUUU
Anguilla anguilla (European eel) is the source of this 2158-nucleotide messenger RNA. RefSeq names its product barH-like 2 homeobox protein. The record is from RefSeq and is a predicted model, not a curated record. Gene Ontology annotation, molecular function: RNA polymerase II transcription regulatory region sequence-specific DNA binding; DNA-binding transcription factor activity, RNA polymerase II-specific. The transcript has 3 exons. Gene Ontology annotation, cellular component: nucleus. Gene Ontology annotation, biological process: regulation of transcription by RNA polymerase II. The coding region runs from base 431 to 1516 and encodes 361 amino acids. Lineage: Eukaryota; Metazoa; Chordata; Actinopteri; Anguilliformes; Anguillidae.